AUGAGGCUAUAUGAUCAACCAGUGGAUGAAGACCAAAUUCCAUCCACCAAUCUUCUUCACUCCAAUUGGGAGGUAACUGAAUAUCUAGGGACUUUGUCACCUCAAGAUCAAGCUCACACCACUACUGCUGGUGAAGAAACCACCAUGGGAGGCCAUGAUGGAAUAAAUGAAGACCCAAAUACAGUUGCGCAUGUCAUUAACCUGUACUGA
Messenger RNA from Puccinia graminis f. sp. tritici CRL 75-36-700-3, 210 nucleotides. RefSeq lists its product as uncharacterized. The record is from RefSeq and is a predicted model, not a curated record. NCBI's taxonomy places the organism in Eukaryota, Fungi, Basidiomycota, Pucciniomycetes, Pucciniales, Pucciniaceae. Bases 1 to 210 code for a protein of 69 amino acids. The transcript is spliced from 2 exons.